This is a messenger RNA of Porites evermanni, 4730 nucleotides long. NCBI's taxonomy places the organism in Eukaryota, Metazoa, Cnidaria, Anthozoa, Scleractinia, Poritidae. The record is from the annotation of a GenBank genome assembly.
AUGAUAUUUUUCAAGGACCAGUUCAUUCACCCGUGGAAGAAAACGAGAUUUUUAAUUCUCCGUGGUCUCACUGGAGCUACAGCUAUGAAUAUGAUGAUAUAUUCAGUGAAGCAUAUGCCACUGGCAGAUGCGAGGGUGAUAUUUUAUACAUCUCCAGUUUAUACAAUGCUUUUGGGUAGAAUCUUCCUAAAAGAAUCAGUAAGCAAGUUUGAUUUCAUAGCUACAUUGCUUGGUUUAGGAGGCGUUGUGUUAAUUGGAAGACCAUCGUUUCUUUUCGGCUCUUUGGGGAAAAGUUUCGCCUCUCACAAUAUCUGGCUGCCCACUGUUCUUGCAGUUCUCUCAGCAAUAUUUUUCUCGAUUGCUAUUAUUUUGGUACGGAAGAUGUCUCAGGAAGUUAGCACAAGAGUAGUGGUAUUUUAUUUUGCUCUUGUAGGAUCUGUCAGUAGCCUGUUGGUAUCACUGAUUUCUGGAGAGUUUGAAUACCCUGACUGUGGAACUCAUGAUGUUGUUUAUGUCAUUAUCUCAGGUACGCUCAGCUAUUUUGCGCAGUUAUUGUCAACAAAGGCAUGUCAACUGGAAAAAGCUAGUAUAGUUACAUUGGUUCGAACAACUGGAAUUGCUUUCUCUUUUAUCCUUCAGUUAAUAUUCUUAAACGUCAUCCCAAAUGGACUGAGUAUUGGAGGUGCAAUUCUCAUUCUUCUUUGUAAUGUGGUUAUUUUCAUCAAGAAAUUGUUAAAUCACAAAAAGGAACAAAAUUAAGUGAAUAUAGAUGAAACUACAGUGAACUUACUCCUUAUGCAGGGAGGGUCCCCAGGGGCCAUGAGAGCUUGCGAGCUUAAUAUAGAUACUGUUUAUUUUAUGUAGAAUUAUUAUCAAAUAUAACAAAAUUUCACAGAAAGAUGGUGGGGCUGUGGUCCCACCACCCACCCCUAAAUCAAACCAUACUAGGGCCACUCACAUGAGGAAAAAUAAGACGCGUCUUACAUAGGACGCGUCUUAAACAAGACGCGAACUUUCCGUAUAAAUGGCACAUUUCGUCUAAAAUAAGACGCGGCUUACCUAAGACCCGUCUUAUUUUAGAACAGCCCUUAACACCUGUUCUUAGAUAAGACGCGUCUUAGCUAAGACGAGAAAAACUUCGUAUAAAUGACUUCCGCGUCUUACAUAAGACGCGAACGCAUAGUACACAUGCGUUAAUUUUUGGCGCGCCACGUUGGAUUGCCGUUGUUAUGGGCAACAUUCACAUGAAAACGAGUCAAGAACAGAAAUAAGACGCGAACCAUUUAUACGAGCCGUUCUUGUCUUAGAUAAGACAUGCUCGUAUAAAUGGUACAGUUCGCGCCUUAUUUAAGACGCGUCUUAUGUAAGACGCGUCUUAUUUUUCCUUGUAUAAAUGGCCCUAUUAUGUGUCAAUCAGUGUUCAUUCCCCCAGAGACCAAGCUAGGGUAUUUUUCAAGAUUUUUUAUGUUUCUUGCCCAGGAGGUGCAAGGAAGUGCCACACAGGUUUCUUUGAUAGUAAACUUGUUAACAGAAAAAAAGCCAGGGCCCAGUUGCUCGAAGCAUGGUUAGCGUUAACCAGCGUUUAAUACCUUGACAACGUAUUGGUUUUGAUACUGCUUAACCAAUGGUUAAAGCUAACCAUGCUUCGAACAACUCAGCUCUGGUCUAUUCUUGAAAGAAAAGCUUGCAUGUUCAUUAAUUCCAUUACGUAUUUGGAUAAUAAAAGCUGAAUCAAGUGAAGUCUUUGUUCAUGAUGCACCAACAAGACCUUUUCUUUCCACUGAGCAGCUUCCUUUUCCCUCAUUUUUUUCGGUAAUUUUGCAAGAUUUGUAAAAUGAAUGCUUAGCUUUUAAGAGACACUGCACCAUGAUGUGUCCACACUUAAUACUUGGGUGUGGUGUGGGAGUAUGUACUCAUUGGGUAACAACUUGAGUCAUACCCUUCUUUUCAGGUAUCCAUGUCAUGCCACAAUUUGGGCAUAGUGCUGGUGCCCAAGCACAAGGUCAAGACCUUCUACCUGGGCACUAAAGUAAGCGCAGGGGCGGAUCCAGGAUUUUUUUAGGAGGGGGUGCACUCGUCUCUUGCUCUACUUCAACACCAAUAAACCACAUAGUUUUUUUUUUCUUUUUUUGCAGAAUACCAGUUGUAUUAGAAAACCGCAGGUCAUCUUGGGGGGAGGGGGGUGCGCACCCCCUGCACCCUCCCCCUAGAUCCACCCCUGGCACUGGCUCCCUGCAUCCACACAUUUUGAGUUUUCUAUUUCCAUGGCAAACCACUGCAUACCCAUUACUUUCCCCUUGGGGGGAGGGGGUACUCCCUAUAAUGGCCGACAUGGAGAGGCUUCUCCCAAAAGGAGUACCUUUUUUGGGCUUUAGGUAUAUGAAAGGGAAGGGAUUUCAUUAUGUGAAAGGGGUACCUUUUUGUCAAUAGAAAGUAUUCAAAAGGGUAACCAUUUUUUGCCUGAAACGGCAUGUAAUCAGGAUAAGGGGUUAGUCUACGAGGGUGAGCCUCCCUGUAUAAAACUUUGUUGACUGCCCCCUUCCCCCUUGGGACUUCCCGGUCUGCUCAAAUGUCUCUCUGAUAAGGUGAAAUUGGGCAAACAUGUACACAGUUAUCUGCUACCCUAGGUGUGAAAACAAAAUCAUUUAAUGCUGGUGCCCAUGUGCUAGGCAUCACCUGAAAGAAAUGAAAAAGUACAUCAUAUUUUUUGGAUAACGUGGUGGCGCUUAUCAAUUCUUUUUGGCCUCUUGGUGUGGUGCUUACCAUAAAUGUUCUAUUAAGCCCCCAAUCCCCCCUUCUCAGGGGAAGAAGUUAUUAAGUCUCAUCUCUUUUUAAGCCCCUCCCCCUCCCCUCCCCCUUUUUUAUAACUGAUAAACUGUACAAGUGAUCACGAAUGUUACACCUUCAUUCCUAUGAGUUUUUCAAGUGAUGGAAUUUCAGAUUUGUUUUUGAUCUCAGCUGUCCGAGCUUUUCAACUUUUGUUUAGUUUUUUUUUUUUAUGGCGAGAAUUGAUGCCAUCAUCUUCGCUAAAUAAAAUUACCCCCCCCCCCGGCUAUCAAAUAAGCCUCUCCUCUCGAUCCCUCUCAAAAUACCACCCCUCACGAUCACAGGGGGAUAAAUAGAAGAUUUCAAGAAAUCAUGAUCUCUUGAGGAUUUACUAUAUUUGAGCAUUGUAUUAUUUUCUUUCUUUUCUUUUCGAAUUAGAAAUAUGGUAGCAUUAUCAGUUAUGAUAAUCGACAAGUGUCUUGUACGUAUAUGUAAGUAUGCUCCAGUUACAUGCAUGCCCUCUCCACCCCACUCAUUCCCAGGGUUUUCUCCUUCUUCCUCAAAGAGGCUCGCGUGACUGGCUUUUUACGCGUGACCUAUUGAAAUAAAUAACCCGGAUGCUAAAAGUUCCAAAGUUUUUACAAAAAAUUCAAAACGAAAAAAAUUUCAGGAACGAUUUGCAAAGAAUAGAUCCUUUGCGAAUUAAUUGUUUACAGAAUAUGGCUGGUCAGUUGUUGAGAAGAGUCUUCUCUGAUCAACAGAUUUCGGAAUCGAAAGGACGAAUGAAUGCCAACGAAAGCCAGCUAGAAAACGACACAGAAGUCCUUCUCAGCUACUUAAUUUUCCACAGAUGCCGCCGAUCAAACAUCGGCGAGAAACCACAUCAACAGAAACGAAACGGAAAAUGAUUUUUACCAUUGUCUGUUGGUUAAACUUGCAGAUAGCUUAGAGAUUGCUUUUAUUCGGUUGACAUUACAAUAUUUUUUCUCGUCCAUUGCUCGGCUUCGCGUUGUUUGCAGAGUUUUUUUUGAAAACGCCAUAAGCGCUAUUCGUCUCUUGUUUUCAAUCAGGGCAUUACAUAGGCUACAAUCUUGGAAAAAAUAUAUGGGUAAUUUAUACCCCCUCCCCCCAAAUCAAGGAUGGGAAAAUGGAGCGUUUUGGCUUUUGUGCAGCUUCAUCCUUGAUUUGGCGGGGAUGGGGGUUCGCUGUUUCAUUUUAUUCUGUCCAAGAUUGUAGCUUCCUCAAGAGAGGCUGUUUCUCCUUGGCUGCCUGCCUGAUCGAUUUUUGCUUUGUCACAGGGGGGGGUGGAACUUGACCCAGCCCUCGUGAGCCCAUGUGAAUGCCAUGCACAAACGAUGCGUGAUGCGUGACAAGCGACACAAAAAGUUUCAAGAUAUGUUUCCAAUGCUAGCUGCGGCGUACCUUAUCUGUCUUGAUUGUGUAACCUUACUGAGACAAGAAUAUUACAGCUGAAAACUAAAAAUUCACAGAAUAUGGCUGGUCGGUUGUUUUCUCCGCUGAUAAACAGAUUUCGAAGAAGUGACAUGAAUUAUGACAGCGAACGUCUGCUAGAAAACAACACAGAAAUCCCUCUAGGCAACCUUUCCGCAGAGACCGCAGAUCUCAGCAUCCUGCGUCACAGAGAUCAAACAUCGACGAGCGAUGAAUACCUCCAAGAUGCCCGAGUAUCGAACGAAAACACUGCGACCAAAGUGACGGUGAUUGCACCAUCGCUCAGUUCUCGGACGAGAAAAAUAUUCCACUUUCUGGGGGUCACACUUGCAAUUUUUUCCACGUUGCUAUUGUCUGUAUCUUCUUUGCUCUUUAAACUUGCAGAAAGCAUCCCUAGCUUGGAGAUCGUUUCAACUGGACUGACAUUACAACUCGUUUUCUCUCUCCCAGAGAGAAGGACCAGUUCAUUCAUCCGUGGAAGAAAACGAGAUUUCUUAUCCUCCGUGGUGUGA